CAGCCCUUCGCUCACUCCGGCCUACAACAGGACAGUCUGUCAGGACAUGUAGUAAGUGAGAGUAAAGCCAUCCCCACUGGCCACAAGCCCCCAGCCGGAGACUCGCUCUGUUAGGUAAUGACCACACACCCACACGUCCUUUGUUCCUAAAUGCAGCUGUGUCUGGGUGGAGCCUCACCGCCCUUUCCAGGGGGGUUCAGGACUUCAGUUUUGGAAGCUGGGUCCGCCUGCAGCACCAGGAACUGGGGGUGCUGGAACUGGGGGUGCAGCCACGCCCCCUGGCUUGAAGUGGUUUUCAUCGUAUACAGAGUUUACAAUUUGGUUCAAUGGCUCUCAGCAUCCCCACUCUACAAAUUGUUCCAGCCCCCCUACCCCUACUACCAGGCUGAAGGGCCUUCCCCACCACCCACAGGGCAGCACCGUCCCAUCACUGUGUGGGGGCCCCGGGGCCUGCACUGACUCAGAGGGGAGAGCCCCCCCGCUAUGGAUUGUUCCUAAUGAGUCACCCGUGCCCCCUAGCCCGGCACUGUGGUCAGUGCCAACUCAGAGGGCAGAGUGCUUCUGGGCGUGGGGGACCAGCUCCCAUUCCUGGACCAACAUAGCCCAGCCCCGCUGCGUCUGGGAUGCCUGGCACAUCCCUCGGCCCACGCUGCAGCGUGGGGUGGUGAGGCAUGGCAGGAGCCGGGUACGCAGGCCUGGGGGGCGGGAUGCAAGAAUUGGGGCUGUCCCGGGAUGACAAGCCAGCUUCCUGCCCAAUUCCAAGCUUGGGGGUUCUUUCCUGUCAAAAGGGGGCAGAAAGCAAGGCCAGUCGUGGAGGUCUCCCAGCCUUGGAGCGGAGAGCAGCCUUGGACUGGGGUGUCCCCAGCUUGGGAAAAGUGUCCUGGAGUUUGCAGAGGCGGGUGGCAGCAGGGGGGGGGCCCUCAUGUAAUGUGGCACCUCAGCUAGUUACACCCUGUUCCCCCCCCACACACACACCAAGCUGGGGAUGCUGGACGCAGGGUGUCCUGUGUGCCGGGCUGGGGAGCCUCCUGUGCCCUGCUGCAGUGGCAGCUGCCCCGGUGGGCCGGUGUCACGGACCUGGCAUCUCCCAGGCCUGGCUGUCGAGUGUCACGUCACUGGAGCUCAGGAGUGGCCCCUGGACGCUCCCCAGCCGAGCAGGGCUCCCAGCUGGGUCUCUCUGUGCCGUCUCCCACGCAGGAGGCCAGGCUGUAGCUGCAGAGAUGUCGGUGUCCCGGAUCCCGGUGCCCACGCGGAGGCUCCAGGCAGCAGGGAUUCCAGCUCCCCGGCCCAGAGGCUGCGCUCGCUGCAGGCUUGGCAGAUAAAGCUGCCGAGACUGGGAGCUUCGAGGGCCCCCCGUUGCGGAUCAGGGCCGUCUGCCGUGCAAACCAGGCCCGGUGCGGGAGGCGCAUGGAGGCUGGAGAAGCGCCUCUGCCCGGCAAACACCCCAUGGAGCCGCAGCGCCGCCCGGAGCUCAGGCGAGAGACGACGGCGCCCCCCGCCUUGGCACCGGGGGUGCUGCUGCUCCUGGGGCUAAUGCUGCCCGCCAGUGCCCGUCCUGUGCCCACCCCGGUGGAUGAGAGCGGGGAGGUUGUGGCCUGGCUGACGCAGUACGGCUACCUCCCCCCCGCCGAUCCCGUCACCGGCCAGCUCCAGACUUGGGAAGCCGUGACCAGCGCCAUCCGCGUGAUGCAGCGUUUCGCCGGCGUCCCCGAGACUGGGAUCCCAGACGAUGCCACGCUGGCCCUGAUCCGGACGCCGCGCUGCUCGCUGCCCGACGUGCUCCCGGGAAAGUUGCUCGAGAGGAAGAACGGGAGGCAGUGGCGGAAGAGGAGGAAAAGUCGGGGCAGGCGGAGCGCAGGCCUGGCUUGGACCAAGAGGAACAUCUCCUGGAAGGUGAAGACGUACCCGCGGGAGGCGCGGCUCAGCCGGGAGACCAUCCGCGCGCUCACGCACUACGCGCUGAAGGUGUGGAGCGAGGCCGCCCCGCUCACCUUCCACGAGGUGGGUGGAUCCGGCGCCGACGUCUCGGUGGAGUUCCUGCACCUGGACCACCGGGACGGCUACCCCUUCGACGGGCCGGGGGGCAUGGUGGCCCACGCCUUCUUCCCCGGGGACCCCCAGCGCGCCGGCCACGUGCACUUCGACAGCGACGAGGACUGGACCUUCCGCUCGCCAGAUGACUACGGGACGGAUCUCUUUGCUGUGGCCGUGCACGAGUUUGGUCACAGCCUGGGCCUGGCGCACUCGCCCUCCACGCGCUCCAUCAUGCGCCCGUAUUACCAGGGCCCGGUGGGGGACCCGCUGCAGUACCAGCUACAGGCCGAUGACCGUGCGGACAUCCAGAGGCUCUACGGAAGCCCUGUCCUGCAUUCCACAGAGAAGCCGGAGGCAUCGUCGCUGCUCCCGGACCCGCCGUCCCUGCCCCACGACUUCCCUGCCUUGAGGUCGGAGAAGGAGUUCCCGGAUCGCUGCUCCUCCAGCAUCGACGCCGUCGCCCAGAUCCGCGGGGAAACCUUCUUUUUCAAAGGUCAGUACUUCUGGCGUCUGACCCACGAGCGACACCUCACCUCCCUGCGCCCCGCCCUGAGCGCGGCUUUCUGGCGAGGCCUGCCCCGCAGCCUGGGCAAAGUGGACGCCGUUUACGAGAGGCACACGGACCAUCGGAUCCUCUUCUUCAGCGGGCCCCUCUACUGGGUGUUUCGGGACAACGGCGUGGAGGAGGGCUACCCGCGCCCCGUCACGGACUUCGGCCUGCCCCAGGGGGGAGUGGAUGCCGCCUUCUCGCGGCCGCACGAUCAGAAAACCUACUUCUUCAAGGGUGGGCUGCAGUGGUCCUACGACGAGGCCCUGGGGCGCAUGGACGAGGGGUCCCCCACCCACACCGUGCUCGAGGGGCAGCUCCCCACCCCUGUGGACAACAUGCUGAGUGGGAGUGAUGGAGAGGUCUACGCCUUCAAGGGCAGGCAGUACUGGAAGCUGGAGUGGCACAGUCUCAAGCUGGAGAAGGGCUACCCUCGCUCCAUUGCCAGGGACUGGCUGGGCUGCACCGGGGAGCUCUCCCCGCCGCUGAGCGCCCCCACCGGGCCCCCCACGGGAGCCAAGCUGCAGCCGGACUGGCGGGGCCCCCCGCUGGAGGUGGAGCGCUGCGUGUGCCCCAGCUCGGCCCCCCGGGCCGCGCUCGCCUGGCCACUGGCCGCCCUGCUGCUGCUGCGGGGCCUCGGCUAGGCUGGCAGCCGGGGCCGUCCCCGGCCUGCGGACUAACCCUGGAGGCAGCAGGCCAGGCCAGGGCGCUGCUGGGGAACCCUGGGGGUGGGGGGCGCGCCCCCGAAGGUCGGCGCUGCAGGCCGGGUUCCGGUGCAGGGGAUCUACAGGGGUCCGAGGCCUGGGCAGCGCGAAUACCCGCGAGUCAGGGCGUGCCCAGGGGCGGCCCGCGGCGCUCUGUCUGCGGGCAGUGGCAUGGGACGGGUCCCCGGGUGAGCGGCCCGCUAACCGCCCGCGGGGGUAGAGCCGGGGCGGGAGCACAGGCCACCUCCAGUCGCUCGGAGAAAGUGCUUGUCCCUCUCCCCCGACGGCCUUCAGCCCCCCAUGGCCGGGCGGGCGGGCGCCCAGGUGGCCCAGCUGGGCCCGCGCCAGCCAGGGCCUGGCCUCAGCACCUUGGCCAGGGCCUGUCAGCUGCACCCAGUGCAGCGGGGCCGAGUGAUGGGCCCUCCGUGAUCCACUGACGAUGAUGCCAGCUCCUGCCACGGGGCACCAGCUCUCCAUCGCCCUGACUUCACCCUCCAUUACCCCAGCUCUCUGUCCCCAUCUCCCUGACCCCCCCCGAGCUCCCAUUGCCCCAGCUCCCCCCCUCCACGCCCCA
Molecule: messenger RNA, 3859 nt
Organism: Caretta caretta (loggerhead turtle)
Lineage: Eukaryota; Metazoa; Chordata; Testudines; Cheloniidae
Source: RefSeq, a predicted model, not a curated record